This is a messenger RNA of Onthophagus taurus, 727 nucleotides long. NCBI's taxonomy places the organism in Eukaryota, Metazoa, Arthropoda, Insecta, Coleoptera, Scarabaeidae. The record is from RefSeq and is a predicted model, not a curated record.
UGUCUAAUAAUUCAAUACAGUGUAAAGUUUGUGUUUUGGAGUAAAAUGGAGUCCGGGCAGAGUGCGAAUCGGCGCGGAUUGUACUUUUUUUGAACAGGUGUAAACAACGAAAAUAGCGCGACAUGAAUGAAAGAAGGGUCACUUUUGCAACGAGAAUGCCAUAAUGGGACGUGUUUCUCUAAUUUUGUGUUUCGUCUAUUGCAUAUUCCAGCCUUUGUGCUCAACCCUAGAUCAAGUAACCCUUGCAGCGUCGUUUUACGGCAACAGCUACAUUUCAAUACCCCUCAAAGAGGCCAAGAGCACAACAACAAUUCAUUUCAAAUUCAAAACUAGACUCUCGGACGCAUUAUUACUGUUCGCCACAGGCUCCAACGAUCAUUGCACGAUCACUCUUGAAAAUGGAAAGCUAAAAGUCAGCAUUGAUCUUGGUGGGGGCGAAGCUGAACUUUUAUCGCAUGCUGCAUUAAAUGACUUCAAAUGGCAUGAUGUUAAUAUCGAUAGAAGAGAUGCUAAUAUUAGUAUGAAUGUUGAUAAAUUUGCUACUGUUAGUAAAAAUAUACCUGGAAGAUUUUUUGAAUUAAAUAUUAAUUCUGGAUUAUUUGUUGGAGGGAAAGGAAAUGAUUCUGAUACAUUUUUUGGACAUUAUAAUAAUUUUAGAGGAUGUCUCGAGCAGGUACUUAUUACUUUACAAUUUUAUCUUAAUAUUAAAUAAUGGAUAUUUUCAAUA